This is a messenger RNA of Moneuplotes crassus, 1604 nucleotides long. The record is from the annotation of a GenBank genome assembly. Lineage: Eukaryota; Ciliophora; Spirotrichea; Euplotida; Euplotidae.
AAUGAACAUCCUUCGAUUCUUGUUUCUCUCAUGUAUAGUCUUCUUGGCCUUGGCCAAGAAGACCAAGCUGCAUAAAGAAGUGAAGCACAGGCAAAGAAUGUACAAUCAGUUAGAACAGUUUGUAGUCGAUGGGGCUAUCCAAGUGAGAUAUGAAGAACAAAAGGGAUUCUUUACAGUGGCAAAAAAGGAAAUUGAUGGGGUCACAGUGAGAGCUCCAGCAGAGAUGACAUUGAGCGUUUUUGAGGAAUUUGAGCUAAAAUAAGGUGUUUGAAGAGUUUGUAGCAAAGGAGAAACGUGUUUUUGGGGUUACUGAGGAGGGUGAUUACUUGAGUACUAGUGUGAUGUUAGCUUUCAGGAUUCAUACAGAGAAAUAUUACCAAAAAGCUCAAGAAAUGAUUUCAAAGAAGUCAAAUCCUGAUUUAUACAAGAAAUUCUUAUACUCUUUUCCUUGGUCUACAAACGAUUUGUCAAAUUGGUCCGAUAAGGAUUUUGAGUAUUACCAAAAAGUAGCUUUUUCAGCUCCAGAAUUCAAAGAUAAUUUCUCAAGAAAUGUGUACAGCCUCUUUAUGGGCUAUCUCCAUGAGUGCAGGAGGGUCCCUGGGUUUUCAAACUGCGACAAACUCAUUGAAUUAUUCCAGGAAGAGAAGAAAGUGGUCAAUACCAUUGAUGUAGUCCUUACUCGAAGUAUUGGAAUCUACUUUAAAGACUGGCAGAUACUUCAUAAUAAUUUUGUUUCUAAGAGCAGGUACAACGUUUCUAGCUUCCUGAUGCCACUCGCUGAUGUCCCAAAUCACAGAUUUACUCAUUUAGAUCCUGAAAAUCCAAAUUUCACAGAGCAGGGAAAAUUUCAUCUAACUCCUGAAAAGGGAUAUGUUGGGUUCAAAGUUGACAAGACUUUCAAUGAAGGACUAGAAGGGAACUGAGACAUAGAAGACUGUGAAGAAUACAACUUUAUUUACAUCCCUAUGGCCUCUAAUGCAUAUAUGGUCAGCUCCUACGGAAUUGCUGAUAUUGACAAUAAAUUUAUUCAUUUGAACCCACCUUUAUAUCUCAAAUCAGAUGAUUUAAGCCCUCUCCAUCAAAGAUUAUGUAAGAGAUUCUUGUCGUCAAAUGAUUGCUCACUGGAGUCCUUAUCACUAGCAUCAUGGGAGGAGGAAUCCUCGAAUGACCUGCUCACUUUCAGCCAGAUCAGAUCACUAAAAUUGAGUAAUUCAAAAGGAAGGAGAUCCAAGCAAACUCAAGAGGCUAAAUAUAAAGAGCUCGAGCAGACCUACCUAGAAUACGGUUACUUUGAUUUUUACUCCGAGAUAUCAAGUAUACAAGAAGUCAUUUAGCACAAUGGAAAAUUACUUGGACACAAAAACAGAUAUAACGUGGGAUCUCAAAGAAAGAGAGAAAUAUUUAGAAAAAAGCAAACAAUCCAAUAAAGCAGCGAGGAAGGUCCAGCCCAGGCUAACUGCUCUGGCAGCUUCAAUAAACGAGAAAAGGUUCUUAAUUAAGGAAAUUGAGAGCUUGUACGCUAGAAUGGAAUUCCUCAUUGAUGAACAACUUGAUGAAGACUUAUUUGAGGUAUUUUAGCAUUGAUAUGAAUAAUUAGUUCAUUU